AUGAAGGACAAGAAAACAGUUUUCCAGUGUAAGGUGGUUAAAAGACUGAGGGGGUUUUGUACGUCGGAGCAUGGCGGUUCUAUUGCUGGGCCUCGACAACUAGAGCAGAAGCUCGACAGGUCGGCAAAUUGCAGAUUCGACAAAGAUUUCUACAGCGGGUUCGACAACUUUCAAGUGUUGGAUGACGGUGGUUUCAUCUGGGUUCCAUAA
This is a messenger RNA of Prunus armeniaca (apricot), 210 nucleotides long. The record is from the annotation of a GenBank genome assembly. Lineage: Eukaryota; Viridiplantae; Streptophyta; Magnoliopsida; Rosales; Rosaceae.